Strongylocentrotus purpuratus (purple sea urchin) is the source of this 4023-nucleotide messenger RNA. RefSeq lists its product as uncharacterized. Gene Ontology annotation, molecular function: nucleic acid binding. Lineage: Eukaryota; Metazoa; Echinodermata; Echinoidea; Camarodonta; Strongylocentrotidae. The transcript has a single exon. The coding region runs from base 1 to 4023 and encodes 1340 amino acids. Gene Ontology annotation, biological process: DNA integration. The record is from RefSeq and is a predicted model, not a curated record.
AUGCCUGAUGAGCGAAGUGAUAGUAGUGAUGUGGCCAGUAAUGUGUUCAAAAGGCCGAACAUAAACCCUCCUGCUCACCUGAGGGUAUCUGAUGGAGAUGCGAUUGAGGGAUGGAAGAUGUGGAAACAGAUGUGGGACAACUACUGUGUGCUCACAAAUCUAUCUUCUCAACCUGAGGAAUACCAAACUGCUCUGCUCCUUCAUAGUAUUGGACCGGAUGGAGUAAGAAUCUACAAUGGCAUGAAGUUUGCCAGUGAUGAAGACAGCAAAAAGUGUCAUCUUAUCCUGGAGAAGCUGGAUUCCCACUUUCUUGGAGAAAGAAAGGAAUUUUUUGAGCGGUUCAAAUUUAAUCGCAGGAAUCAGGAAGGGGAGAACAUUGAACAAUACGUCACUGUGCUGAGAACCAUGAGCAAGUCAUGUGGUUUUUGUGAAUGUAUGAAGGACAAGCUACUGAUGGACAGACUGUUAUUAGGUGUGUCAGAUGACAGCAUGCGGGAGAAAAUGAUGGGAAUCCCAGACCUCACUCUGUCCAAAGCCAUUGACAUAUGCAAAGCUGUAGAAGCGGCGUCAUUGCAGAUGAAAGCUCUCAAGAAUGAGGAGGUAGUCUACAAGGUCUACAAGAAGGUCAGCACUGGUGCAUCUCAUUACUCUAAAAGGCCUGGCAAGAGCAGUGGUAAACUGAAGGAUGCAACUGACCCAAAACGUUGCAAAUUUUGCUGCAAAAUGCAUGAAAUGAAGAAGGAGAAGUGCCCUGCUUGGGGCCGCACAUGCAUGGCAUGCAAGCAAAAGAACCAUUUCAAAGGAUCUGAGGUUUGCAGAGCUUCAACCAUACACUGCGUGGAUGAUGAUUCUAGCUCGUCGUCAGGUGAGAGCAUUAGCUCUGUCACCGUACAGAAUAUCAAUGCGGUUGAUGCCAACAAUCGUCCUGUUUUCUGCAAAAUGCUGCUCAACGACACAGAGGUUGAAUUCCAAGUGGACUGUGGUGCUACAGUGAGUCUACUCCCACAGAAGUAUGUUGUUGCUCACAACGACAUAAGAAAGGAAGCAGUGCAGCUUCAAAUGUGGAACAAAUCAACAGUCACUGCAGUAGGAAAGUGCAAGAUUAAGACGAGGAAUCCUGUUAAUAACAAGAAAUAUGUUGUUGAUUACGUGGUGGUUAAAGAGAACCUGACUCCUCUCCUGAGCAAGAAGGCAGCAGAGAAGAUGAACCUCAUCACAAUCAAUUAUGAUAACUUUGAACAGAUAUAUGUUGCGACUUCAAAGGAUCUUGCAGAGUAUCCCGACGUCUUCUCAUCCUCCAAGAUUGGCACACUCCCGGGAGACCCAGUCCAUCUCUACCUUGACGACAAUGUAAAGCCCAGUAUUCGACCUGCUAGGACCAUUCCUGAAUCCUUGAAAGAUACUGUCAAGGCUGAACUGGAUGAGCUAGAGAGAAAAGGGGUCAUAGACGUCAUCACUGAUCCUACGGACUGGGUGAGCCAACUUUCGGUAGCGACACGGAAAUCGGGCAAGGUUCGUCUGUGCCUGGACCCACGACCUUUGAAUGUGGCAUUGAAAAGGGAACACUUCCCCCUUCCAGUGCUAGAUGACAUUCUACCCUCACUAACUGAUGCCUCUACCUUUUCUGUGUGUGACCUGCGUAAUGGCUAUCUUCAUUGUCCCUUAGAUGAGGAAUCCAGCCUGCUCACAACAUUUGCUACACCGUGGGGUAGGUACAAAUGGAAGAGGCUUCCUUUUGGACUAAAGGCGAGCAGCGAGAUCUUUCAGAGACGUCUACACCAAGCGCUAGAUGGCCUAGAUGGAGUCCGCUGUGUGGCCGACGACAUCAUUAUCUGGGGUUCUAGUGAACGGGAGCAUGAUGAUCGACUGGAAAGCCUGCUCAAGAGAUGCCAGGAAUUGGGCAUCGUUCUCAAUGCGGAGAAAUGCCAGUUCAAAGUCACAGAACUUACCUUCCUCGGACAUGUUGUGUCCAACAGAGGAAUGAAAGUGGACCCCUCAAAAGUCAAGGCGAUCCGUGAAAUGGAUCCUCCCAAGUGUAGAGAUGACGUACAUCGACUCCGUGGCAUGGUGAACUACUUAUCUCGGUACUUACCACAUCUCACAGAAGUUCUGCAGCCAAUCAAUGACCUGACCCACAAAGAUGUUGCAUGGACAUGGGAUGAAAUCCAUGAGCAAUCAUUCAAGAAGGUGAAAGAACUCUUGACCCAAGCACCUCUGCUCAAGUACUAUGACCAAAAGAAGCCCUUGGUCAUCCACGCCGAUGCAAGCGCUCAUGGAAUUGGGGCUGCUAUGAUGCAAGAUGGUCAGCCUGUUGCUUAUGCUAGUCGUGCGUUGAGUGAUGCAGAGUCGAGAUACGCAGUUAUCGAAAAGGAGAUGCUCGCCAUCGUGUUUGCUCUAGAAAAGUGGCACCAGUUCACAUUUGCACGAGAGGUGACUGUCUACAGCGAUCAUAAGCCACUAGAAUGCAUCGUGAAGAAACCCCUUGAUAGGGCGCCGAAGAGGCUUCAAGGCAUGCUCCUCCGUGCCAUGGCAUACAACAUCGAGGUGAAGUAUCUGAAAGGAAAGGAGAACCACUUGGCCGACCCCCUUAGUCGUUCAUGUCUACCGUAUGAAGGAGGACAAGAGGAGUUUGAAGUGGUCAACUCGAUCACACACCUGAUGCUCCCCGAUGACAGGGUUCAGGAGAUAAGGAGACACACAGCUGCUGAUGAGACUCUAAGAAUGUUGAAAGACACCAUACUCGAAGGAUGGCCUGAUCACAAGUCUCAGCUUUCAUUGCAACUCACACCAUACUUCAACAUCAGAGAUGAACUGACUGUCAGUGAUGGUGUUAUCUUCCGUGGUGAACGUCUCGUAAUACCUAAGCAGAUGAGGGCUGAAAUCAAACAUGAUCUACAUGUUGGUCACAGUGGUAUCGAAGGAACCCUCAGAAGAGCAAGAGAACUUGUCUACUGGCCUAGAAUGAAUCAAGAGAUCUCAGAGUACAUUCAGACAUGUGAGACAUGCCAGGAACAUUCAAUCUCCCAAGCAGCGCUCCCUUUGAUGUCUCACGAAAUACCUGAUAGACCCUGGGAAAAGAUUGGAAUGGAUCUCUUUCACUACGACGGUGACACAUACCUUAUCACUGUGUGCUAUCACUCAAACUUUUGGGAGAUAGACAAGCUUUACAAAAGCACUGCAACAUCUGUGAUAAACAAACUGAAGGUCCACUUUGGGAGAUAUGGCAUUCCAGAUAUCAUCAUCAGUGACAAUGGUCCUCCGUUCUCAUCACGGGAAUUUGGCACCUUCAUCAAGGAAUGGGGAAUCACAUACAAUCCGAUCUCCCCAUACAACAGCAAGAGUAAUGGCAAAGUUGAAUCUGCCGUCAAGUCUGCCAAGAAGAUGAUGAAGAAAUGUAAACAGACAGGAGACAGCAGGAAUCUAGCCCUCUUGAACAUCAGGAAUACACCAACGCAGGGUAUGGACAGCAGUCCAGCACAGAGGUUUCUGGGACGACGCACAAAGACCCUGACACCUACCAUGCGCCCACUCCUUCAGCCCAGAGGAAGCAGCAAGAAUGAGAUGAAACAAAUGAAACUCAUUCAAGCAAAACAGGCAAAAUACUACAACAGGCGAACCAAGGAGCUGCCUGUUCUUGAGGAUGGUGAUACAGUACGCAUGAAACCAUUCCAGCCAGGACGCGACAUUUGGCAGAAGGCCAAAGUCCUACAGAAACUAGACGAGAGAUCUUAUGAGGUGAUCUCUGGUGGACAUACAUACCGGAGAAACCGAGAGCACCUUAGAGCAACAAGGGAAUCCCCAGACAGUGAGAUUUCCAUCCCUACGCUACCCGAUAUUGAGACGGAUGUCAACGAUGACGCGGCUCGUUCUAGACCUGAUGACACCAAGGACCUACAACCAGCUGCUUUGCCUGAUCAACCUCAGACAUCAAGCCGCCUACAUGACCAAGAGCCAACAGAGCUGAGAAGAUCAUCUCGUCGACGUCAUGAACCAAGCAGCAUGAAAGACUUUGUUAGAUAUUAA